This is a messenger RNA of Neodiprion fabricii, 2008 nucleotides long. RefSeq names its product synaptic vesicle glycoprotein 2A-like. The coding region runs from base 108 to 1811 and encodes 567 amino acids. Gene Ontology annotation, molecular function: transmembrane transporter activity. Lineage: Eukaryota; Metazoa; Arthropoda; Insecta; Hymenoptera; Diprionidae. The transcript is spliced from 12 exons. The record is from RefSeq and is a predicted model, not a curated record. Gene Ontology annotation, biological process: transmembrane transport. Gene Ontology annotation, cellular component: membrane.
ACCAUUACUCACAAUCAGCGAUACUAUCAAAGCAGGUGCAAACAUUAUACAUACAAUGCGCACGAUGGUACAUCAGCUCAAAAUCCUACCGGCCACAGUUCUAUUGCAUGAAAUUCCUUCACUCUUGUCUCAUUUUCAAUCAGGACGAGAUGUCUGACGGUGAGAUGUCAAAUGGGAGAAAACAUACCGUGGAAGUGUUCACUAUUUCGUAUUCGCCUCCAGCUGAGUCCUCCGUCAUUGUGGACGAACCGAAUGAAUCGACGACGCCGUGUGACUUUGAGGAUGCCGUUAAAGCGACUGGAUACGGCCUGUACAACUACUUGCUUCUACUGGCCGUUCUUCCGGGAGGAUGGGCGAGCUUCUUUGACGUUACGACAAUGUCUUACGUGCUUCCAUCGGCCGAAUGUGACCUUCAGCUGACGCUGUUUCACAAGGGAGUCCUCAACGCGGUGACAUACGCCGGCAUGAUGACAUCGGCGUUCUUCUGGGGUUUCUUGGCUGACACGAUGGGGCGACGUUCUCUGCUAAUGGUCGGUUAUUUGGCCGAUUCUGUUUGCAAUAUUCUGAGUAGUACUUCGCAGAGUUUCCAAGUUUUACUUAUCUUCAAAUUCCUGAGCGGAAUCAUAAUAAGUGGUCCUUUUUCAAUCAACAUGACGUACCUGGCAGAAUUUCACGGCGUUAAGUGCAGGACUAAAGCGCUAAUGUGGCUCAGCAUGUUUCCCUCCAUGGCCAGCGUGGCACUUCCAGGCUUGGCGUGGAUAGUAAUUCCUCAGUCGUGGUCAUUCUCCCUCUUCGAUGGGACCAUCGUCUACAACUCCUGGCGAAUUUUCAUCUUGAUCUGCAGCGUGCCCGCAAUGCUGGCGUUCUUGACGCUACUCUACUUUCCGGAAAGUCCCAAGUUCCUAAUGUCCCAAGGCAAAAACGACGAGGCGAUGAAGGUUUUCCGAAGAAUGUACGCGAUAAACACUGGAAAACCGCCGGAGUCAUUUCCCGUGAAGGAACUCUGUCAGGAACGUCAGAAGAGCCAAACCGAAAGUUCGGAUGAGCCAAGACGCGCCUCGGUCUGGGAGAAAGCUCGGAGUGGUUGGGCUCAGAUAAGGCCCCUCUUUCUAAAGCCGCAUCUCGCCCGGUUUCUCCUAAUUGUCGCCAUCCAGCUCGGAUGUAUGCUCAGCAUGAACACUCUCCGGCUCUGGAUGCCUCAGCUUUUCACAAUGAUGGAAAACUUUGAUUACGAGAAUCGCGAUGCCAGCUUGGGCGCUCCCGUUUUGUGCGACAUCAUACUGGCUUCGAACCCUUCAACUGUGACACGAGAUGAUGCGUACCUUAACUCUACGGUUUCGAGUACUUGCGUCGUGGCACCCGUUCAGAGCAGAGUUUACAUUAACUCGAUGAUCAUCGCAUGCACCUCUAUCAUAGGCUACAUGCUUGCCGGAAAUCUGGUCAAUUUAGUCGGCAAGAAAAACCUCUUGUUUAUGGCCUACGCGGUUCCAGCAAUGUGCAGCUUUGGGCUGAAUUGGUCACCGAAUUCAGACGUCACCUUGGCCAUUGUGUCCAUAUUUAUGGCUCUAGCCAGUCUAUCUAUCAACAUCAUCAUUAGUUUUAUCAUUGACUUGAUGCCCACGUCGCUCAGAACGAUGGCCGUCAGUUUGACAAUGUGCGUCGGUCGCUGCGGUGCGAUGAUUGGGAAUCUAUUAUUCCCGAUUCUUUUGAACGUUAGCUGCAUCGUUCCCUUCAUGUUUAUCGGGUGUUUUUUACUGGUCAGCUUAGUAUUGACCAUUUUCAUUCCAAAGCCGCCACCGAAAUUGGUUUAACAGUUGUUAAGAAUUUCUGUAACAGAUAAAUAUCGAUGGACAAUGUGAGCAAUGAUCUCUACUGUGAUAAACUGGAAGUGUAUUUGCAGACUGUGCAUAGGAAAAUAUUGUAUAUAGACGUGCGUAUAACGCGCUAUCUGAUCAGCUCGACAAUUGAAUUUAUGCUAAUUCCAACUAAAUAAAUUAAUUCCAAACAA